Molecule: messenger RNA, 2133 nt
Organism: Fukomys damarensis (Damara mole-rat)
Lineage: Eukaryota; Metazoa; Chordata; Mammalia; Rodentia; Bathyergidae
Gene: Slc5a5
Product: solute carrier family 5 member 5
Exons: 9
Biological process (GO): iodide transmembrane transport; sodium ion transport
Cellular component (GO): membrane
Molecular function (GO): symporter activity
Source: RefSeq, a predicted model, not a curated record
UUCUGGCCCCGCCCUCUCACCCCGCAGGUGCUCUACACCGGCAUCGUGAUCUACGCGCCUGCGCUCAUCUUGAACCAAGUGACCGGUUUGGACAUCUGGGCGUCGCUCCUGUCCACCGGAAUCAUUUGCACCUUCUACACGACUGUAGGCGGCAUGAAGGCCGUGGUGUGGACCGACGCCUUCCAGGUGGUGGUGAUGCUGAGCGGAUUCUGGGCCAUCCUAGCCCGCGGAGCUGUGCUCCUGGGCGGGCCCCAGCAGGUGCUCAGGCUGGCCCAGAACCGCUCCCGGAUCAACCUGCUGGACUUUGACCCUGAUCCUCGGAGCCGCUACACUUUCUGGACCUUCGUGGUGGGCGGCACGUUAGUGUGGCUAUCGAUGUACGGUGUGAACCAGGCACAGGUGCAGCGCUACGUGUCCUGCAGCACAGAGCGGAAGGCCAAGCUGGCCGUUCUCAUCAACCAGCUGGGGCUGUUCCUGAUUGUGACCAGCGCUGCCUGCUGUGGCAUCGUCAUGUUCGUCUUCUACAGCGACUGCGACCCUCUCCUCACAGGGCGCAUUUCCGCCCCAGACCAGGUGAGACUCCCCUCCCUGCCCCCGGAAUCCGGGCUGCCUGAAGUUGCACAGGCAGGGCGAGGACGCGGGAUGAGACGGGUGGGCGGUGAGGCCCCGCCCCUCACAUUGGCUCCGCCCCAGGGCGUCCUCUCCGGGCUGGGCGUGGGCUUUUUGCUCUCCCUAUGGGUGGCCUUGGGUGCCACGCUGUACCCACCCAGUGAGCAGACCAUGGGUGUCCUGCCGUCUUCCGCCACGGGCUGUAUGGUUUCCUUCAGCAACGCCUCGGUCCUAUACUCGCUUGCCACCAUCAACAACUCUGGCCUCCCCAGUGCUGGGGUGACAGGCUCGGGCUCCAGCUCCGCGGAAGCCCCAGGGCGGCCUGCUCUGGUUCACAGCUUCUACGCCAUCUCCUACCUGUACUACGGAGCCCUGGGCACACUCACGACCGUGCUGUGCGGCGCCCUGGUCAGCUACUUGACGGGCCCCACCAAGCGCAGCAGCCUGGGACCCGGGCUGCUGUGGUGGGACCUCACCCGGCAGACGGCGUCGGUGGCCCCCACGGAGGACGUGGCCACACUGGAUGACGGCCUGGUGAAGGGUCUGGAAGAAAUUCCUUCGGGCGCCAAGAGCGCCCCCACCUUCCGGCCUGCAGCGGAGGACCUCCCGCUUUUCCUGCAGUGUGAGGCCAAGGGGCGCGGGUCCUGGGGGCCUAGCAGCUGCAGAGACCAGGACCCCCGGGACCAUGAGACCAACCUCUGAGGGCGGGGUCAGCACCUGGGAUUGACUUGCGGCUGGGCCAAUGCCAGGCUACCUGCCAGGGGCCUCCUACUGCUAUUGGCUGGACAGCAUCCUAUGCAAAUAAUCUUCGACAGGCUCCCAUUGCCUUAUGGGAAGGCCCACAGUUCAGUGGGGACCUCAGAAAGCGAGCUUCCUGGAAAGAGGGUCGGUGCAGGUAUCUUUGUGUAAAUGAAAAUGAGGUCCUACUGGAGCGGGGUGGAUCUGAAUCCAAACUCUGGGGAAGAGCGCUGGGCCGGGGGUGGUGCUGCACGCCUGUCACCUCGGCACUCUGGAGGCCGUGUCUCAAACGGAACAAGCAAGAGAAGAAAAGAAAGUGACGGAGAAACAGACCCUAGAGCCACCAGAACAUGGAAGCAGAGAGCCAGGAAAUCCCAGGAGUUGGCAGCAGCUGCAGGAAGCCGGAAGCCGGAAGGAGGCUGGGACUCGGGCUUCCUCAGAGCCCUCAGCAGCCGCGUCUCUGCUGAUGCCUUGACUUCGGAUUCCUGAACUCCCAGAGGACUCUUUGUGUUGUGUUCUGCUGCCUAGCUGAUGGCAGUUUGUUCCCGCAGCCGCAGAGCUCGGACUCACCACCUGACCCAGCCCGGCCACCCCUGAGUACUUUCUUCCUUUUUCACGGCUGAGUAGUAUUCUGUUGCUUGGAUAGACCAUUUGUUCACCAAGAGUGGACUCUGGUUCCCAGCAGUUGGUGAUUAGAAAUAAAACUGCUACAGACAUUCGUGUGCAAGUCUUCAUGGGAACGUAUAGCAGCCCUUCUUUUGUUUUGCUUUUUCUUUAUGCUGCUAG